AUGUCUUCUACUUCACUUUCUAGAUCCGAUUCGGGCUCAUCAAAAUACUCGACACCACCACAAACACCUUCAACGACACCACCUCCAUUCAUAAUGUACCUUAACAUGAAUACUUCAACCAUUUUAGAGGUAAUGAUCGCGGCUGACGAAUUAUGUUUACAAGAAAUAAUCGAUUAUGCGCAAAAUUAUCUCUUGCUUUAUAAACCUGGAUGGAUACAACGUAAUUUUGCCACCACGUAUAAAAUAGCAACUGUACACAACUCCUUUAAUAAACUUUUGGAAUAUUGUAAUGAAAUAAUAGUAAAUGAUCCCGAGUUGGUGCUUUGUUCAGAUGAUUUUUGUUUAUUGGAAGAAAAUGCUUUGUUAACAUUGUUAAAACGAGAUGACCUAUUAAUAGACGAAUUAACUCUUUGGGAUUAUCUAAUCAACUGGGGGAUUACUUCCACCGGGUUGUCAAGAAAUUUGUCUGAAUGGACAAACAAAGAUUACGAGAUAUUGUCUGAAAAAGUUGAAAAGUGCUUACCUUCAAUUAGAUUCCUUCACAUUUCAAGCGGUGAUUUUUAUAAAAGAAUUAAACCGUUUGCACCAAUUAUACCAGUAGAAUUAUAUGAGGAUAUACUUCAAUAUCAUCUCGUUCCGGAACAUCAACCUUCUGAAAAUUUAAUUCAACCAAAAAGGGUGACGAUUGAUUCAGUUAUUAUUGAAAGAAAACACGCCGCUUUAAUCGCGAAUUGGAUCGAUGGCAAGGAUUGUGAAACAGAAAAAGAAAACUGUUUAAAUAAUCCUUAUGAAUUUAAACUACUUCAUAGAGGUAGCCGAGAUGGAUUUACUGGUAUCGAAUUUCACCAAAAAUGUAACUCAAAAUGUGCCACCGUUUCAAUUAUGAAAAUUUCUAAUACUGGUGAAUUAAUCGGUGGAUUCACUCCUAUUAGUUGUAGAGUGAAAGAUCCUUCCAGGGCAAUCAAUUAUUAUAAGAAUUAUGGUCCUUCUUUUGGUGGAAAUGAUUUAAAGUUGGCUGGUAAUUUUAAAAUUGACACAAAAUGUCAUUGUAGGCAAGAAGAUUAUGAAAAUCCUAUUAGGAAUGAUCCUAGUAGUUUUAACAUUGAUGAAUACGAAGUGUUUCAAAUUAUUCCAAGGCGGCCAGAUUUAAUGAACUUGUAA
Funneliformis caledonium is the source of this 1161-nucleotide messenger RNA. The record is from the annotation of a GenBank genome assembly. Lineage: Eukaryota; Fungi; Glomeromycota; Glomeromycetes; Glomerales; Glomeraceae.